Lacerta agilis (Sand lizard) is the source of this 1361-nucleotide messenger RNA. RefSeq names its product tissue factor pathway inhibitor 2-like. The record is from RefSeq and is a predicted model, not a curated record. The coding region runs from base 1 to 1065 and encodes 354 amino acids. NCBI's taxonomy places the organism in Eukaryota, Metazoa, Chordata, Lepidosauria, Squamata, Lacertidae. The transcript has 6 exons. Gene Ontology annotation, molecular function: serine-type endopeptidase inhibitor activity.
AUGCUCAAAUCCCUGUUCAGUGACUCCUUGUGGUCUGAAGGGUAUCACCUUGCUGAAGGGCAGCUCAUCCCCUGCGCCUUUUUGCCGCCGCCGCCGUCGAGGUGGGGAGCCGAGACGCGCCAGGCCUCCGCGGCAACCCCGCUCGCCGUGCCCUCGCCUCCAAUGCUGCUCGCGGAUGCCAGGGACUCUGCUCCCGCCGGGGAUGUCUUCUGCAACGCGCCCGCGAGACGCGCGCCCAGCCCUCGAGCCGCGACGAGGAGGCCUUGGGAAGACGCGCAGUUCCUCCUUAAAGAGGCCUCGGCGGCUCCGCGAGCCCAACGUCUCCGUCGUUCGUCGACGAGCCCGGCCCUCGCAGCGAGUCGCCCGCGGCGGGCGAUGGGCCAGGCCGCGGGGAACUCGCGCGCCUUUCUGCGAGCCGCCGCCUUCGUGGUGCUCCUAGACCACGUCCGGCUCCAGAUCCCGACGCCAGACAACAGAGAGCUCUGCCUAGAGUCACCGGUGCCCGGAGUCUGCCCAGGUUCAUUUGACAGGUGGUACUACAACCGAGCUGCCCAAGACUGCCAGAGGUUUACUUAUGGGGGCUGCUUGGGGAACGAAAACAACUUUUUGAGCUUUGAUGCUUGUAUAGAAACUUGCGGGAAAAUCAAGAAAGUGCCUGUAAUGUGCCGAGUGAAACCUCCGCAAGGGACCUGGAGCCCCCUGAAGCCGAAAUAUUUCUUCAACCUCGAGACAACGAAAUGCGAGGAAUUUUUCCCUAAAAGACAUUCACAACACCCUAACAUAUUUUCCAGUAAAAGAUCCUGCAUUGACACCUGCAAGUUGGGGAAAAGGGGUCCCUCCUUUUGCUCUAGUCCCAAGGAUGUGGGACGUUGUUUUGCUUCAGUACGUCGCUUUUACUACAAUAUAUCGAGCAGAACUUGUGAGGCAUUCAUCUACACAGGAUGCGGUGGGAAUAAUAACAACUUUCGCACACAGAAAGACUGCAUGAACGCCUGCAAGCAUGUAAAAGUGAAUGAAGUGAUUAAGUUACCUCCGAUUGUGAUUCAGUUUCUAUUCUUUUCUUAGUUGGAAGAACGUAAGCAACGGUUGCAAUAUUGGGAAAUACCAUCUCAUAAGGAGGAGAAGUCUACUAAUCAAACAAAUGCCACAUACAUUCUUGCACCUGAAGGUCUCCAGACCAGAAGCAUUAUUUUAACACUGAAAACAUUAAUUUAUGGGUGGAUUUUGUUUUAGUUUAUAUGUAGCAAUUUUAACAGCUCUUCUACACGAUCAGUUCUGGAAAUGUAAUAAGUCAACGUUACUGUUAUCUGAUGAGGGCUGAUCAGCCUUGUGGACUGGCCUCCAUAUUCAAAGCACAGUGA